UAAAAAAAUGAGUGAGAGGAACCAGAGGUUGAGACCAAGCCCAGCGAGUCAGGGAUCGGACUCGGCCGAGUCGGGGAUACUCAACGAGAGAAUAUUAAUCCUCGUGUUCAAGUCUAUAAAGUGGGAUAUCCACACGCUCUGCCUCGCCGCGUCGGUGAACCGGAAGCUCCGAGCGGUGGCGAAUCGGCUGUUAUGGCGGGAGCUGUGCUUAUUCCGCGCUCCGCGCAUGUUAUUAGCAUUGACUAACGGUGCGCCGAACAACCGCAUUGAGGGCGGGUGGCAAACACUCGCGAAGCUGAUGUUCUUCUGCUGCGGGUGCGUGUCGAGCACGCGGCACUUUAGGGUGAGCAGGCCGUUGCAGGGGCACUUCGUGAAGGCGUCGCGGUUCUCGAAGACUUCGGGUCGGAGCUUCUUGCCGAAGGCUUGUCGGGGCGACAUGCUGUUCAUGAGCGACCCGUGCGAGCACCCGAUGGGGACCGACGGCGGCAAAUCGGAGGACGAUUUGGGGAUCUACAGAGGCGUGUUCUGCGGGUUCAUGAGAUCCAGGACCAGGGCGUGUUUGAUCAGACGGCAGGUGGGGCUCGAGGAGAGGCUCCGGUGUCCCUACUGCGGGGCCCGCGUGUGGAGCAUGACGUCGGCUCGGCUCGUCCCCAAAAGCGCUGCUCGGAGGCUCGGCUCUCGUGACGGCGGUUUGGAGUACUUCGUCUGCGUCAACGGCCACUUACAUGGGGCCUGCUGGCUCGUUCCGUUGUCCGACGACGAUAACGAUGAAGAAGGAGGAGAAGAAGAAGACGGAAGCGACGAUGAUUGUGGAGGUGAAGGCGGGGCCCAGGGAGUUGGUUGUGAAUCUUGUGAUGAAUAUUGGACGGUGGAGAAUGGGAAAAAGGUCUCGAGGCGAUACUGUGAUGAUGAUGAUGGUGAUGAUCAUCAGGAAGCUGUUGGGGAUGGGCCCGUUAAUUAGCAUUUCUUCGUUUUACCGAUAUUAGCAUUUAUAUGAAUUUUUAAUUUUUAAGU
Morus notabilis is the source of this 1014-nucleotide messenger RNA. Its product is annotated as EID1-like F-box protein 3. The record is from RefSeq and is a predicted model, not a curated record. The transcript has a single exon. The coding region runs from base 8 to 961 and encodes 317 amino acids. Lineage: Eukaryota; Viridiplantae; Streptophyta; Magnoliopsida; Rosales; Moraceae.